This is a messenger RNA of Puntigrus tetrazona (Sumatra barb), 1027 nucleotides long. It is a transcript of the gene hikeshi, whose product is annotated as heat shock protein nuclear import factor hikeshi. The transcript is spliced from 5 exons. Gene Ontology annotation, molecular function: Hsp70 protein binding; nuclear import signal receptor activity. The record is from RefSeq and is a predicted model, not a curated record. Gene Ontology annotation, cellular component: cytosol; nucleus. The coding region runs from base 127 to 714 and encodes 195 amino acids. Gene Ontology annotation, biological process: protein import into nucleus. Lineage: Eukaryota; Metazoa; Chordata; Actinopteri; Cypriniformes; Cyprinidae.
CGGGUCAGAGGUCGCGCCUGUCAGCUGCUUUUGGAAGUUUCUAGCACGGUUCUGAGAGAUGAUGGUUGUGUUGCAGUCUGGGAUCGUCGGUGUUUCUUUGAAUGUGUUUCUGCAUUAAUCGUGGUCAUGUUCGGGUGUUUAGUCGCUGGCAGACUGGUCCAGACGGACGCGCAGCAGGUCGCCUCUGAUAAGUUCGUCUUUACUCUGCCGGAGUAUGAGAAGGUCAAUCAUGUGGUGGUCUUCAUGCUGGGAACUGUGCCCUUCCCAGUGGGCAUGGGUGGUGCUGUCUACUUCUCUUUCCCUGACCCUGCUGUCGGACCAGUGUGGCAGCUUUUAGGCUUCAUCACCAAUGAGAAACCCAGUGCCAUAUUCAGAAUCUCUGGUCUGAAAGCUGGUGAGGGUGGAGCUCAUCCGUUUGGCAUGAUGGCCGUCCCUCAGGCACCGUCAGUGGCUCAGGUUGGAGUUUCUAUUGAAUCUCUGGAGCUGCUUUCACAACAAACACCAGUCUCAAAUUCAGCUGUUUCCACGCUGGACUCCUUCACACAGUUUGAAGCGUCCGAUCAAGACUGCAGUGACCUGCUCUCAGAGACCUGUUCAUAUCACAGCGAGGAGCUGCUUUAUAACUUUUGUUGUCAUUUUCAUAGUUCACGCAGAAGAUGCUGGAGAGUCUGUACAACUUCACUUCGUCUUUUGCGCUGUCUCAGUCACAGAUGACACCCAACCCUACGGAGAUGUAUGUUCCUGCCAGCUCCAUCCUCAAAUGGUAUGAAAACUUUCAGAGGCGAAUGAUGCAGAAUCCAAACUUCUGGAAGACGUGACAUACAGCCGUUGUGUUUUUAACUAUUUGAUCCACUACUUUAUAAAGAAUUUCUUUCAUUUAAUAUUCAGUUUUAAUUUCCAAGAAGAGUUUCACAUUGUCAAAGAACUUUUUGUCAUGAAUAUUGCUUGACACAUUAUUCAUUUAUUUGCUGAAAACAUUUUAUACAAUGUGCUGAAGUCAUAGUAAAUGAAAUCUUUUGUCAAUAUA